Messenger RNA from Nipponia nippon (crested ibis), 3147 nucleotides. The record is from RefSeq and is a predicted model, not a curated record. NCBI's taxonomy places the organism in Eukaryota, Metazoa, Chordata, Aves, Pelecaniformes, Threskiornithidae.
AUGGGGGCUGCGGGCGCAGAGCACCCUGUGCCACGACGAGGGCCAGCUGAGCCAAGAAGCCACCGGCAAGCAGGGACACAGUGCGGUGCUGGUGGGGGCCGGGGGCCAGCACAGCCAGGCAGGGUUGCAGCCAGCCAGGAUGGGGCGGCCCUGAGGUCCCUCCACCUCCCCAGCAGCACCACCACCCCCCGGACCUGGAUCCUGGACCCCUCCGGAGACUGGUACUACUGGUGGAUCAGCAUCAUGGUGCUGCCCAUCCUCUACAACUGGGUCGUCCUCGUCUGCAGGUCCUGCUUCCCCGAGCUGCAGGAGCAGCACACGGUGCUGUGGCUGAGCCUGGACUACCUCUGCGACGCACUCUACCUGCUGGACAUCGCCGUGCGCCUCCACACCGGCUUCCUGGAGGAUGGCAUCCUGGUGCGGGACUGUGGCCGGAUCCGGCGGCGCUACCUGCGCUCCCCAUCGUUCCCCUGGGACGUGGCUGCGGUGCUGCCCACCGACCUGCUCUACCUGCGCCUGGGGACAGGGGUGCCGGUGGUGCGUGCCAACCGCUGCCUGCGGACGCCGCGGCUCUUUGAGGCCUUUGACCGCUGGGAGACGCGCACAGCCCACCCCAACGCCUUCCGCGUCACCAAGCUGAUGCUCUACAUCUUCAUCACCAUCGACUGGCACGGCUGCCUCUACUUCGCCCUCUCGGCCUGGCUGGGGCUGGGCACCGACACCUGGGUCUGCCCCAACGCCAGCCGCCCCGGCUUCGCCCGCCCGCUGCGGCAGUACCUCCAUAGCUUCUACUUCUCCACCCUCAUCCUCACCACCGUGGGUGACACGCCAGAGCCCCGGCGUGAGGAGGAGUUCCUCUUUGUCACCACCGGCUUCCUCCUGGCUGUGCUGGGCUUUGCCACCAUCACAGGCAGCAUCAGCUCCGUCAUCUCCAACAUGAACGCGGCCGACGCCGCCUUCUACCCCGACCCUGAGCCGGUGCGGCGCUACCUGCGGGCGGGGCAGGGUCCCCCCAGGCCGCAGGGUCCCCGCGGGGUGCAGGGUCCCCCCAGGGCAGAGGGUCCCGGUGGGGUGCAGGGUCCCCCCAGGCCGCAGGACCUGGACCUGACGGUGCGCGUCCUGCUGUACACACUGAUCUUCGUGCUGAGCGUCUGUGGGAAUGCCCUGGUUGUGGCCGUGCUGCUCCUGAACCGCCGCCUGCGCACCGUCACCAACUCCUUCCUGCUCUCCCUGGCGCUCAGCGACCUGAUGCUGGCGCUCUGCUGCAUGCCCUUCACGCUCGUCCCCAACCUCAUGGGCACCUUCGUCUUCGGAGAGGCCAUCUGCAAGCUCAUGGCCUACCUCAUGGGUGUCUCCGUCUCAGUCUCUACCUUCAGCCUGGUGGCCAUCGCCAUCGAGCGGUACAGUGCCAUCUGCAACCCGCUGCAGUCCCGCGUCUGGCAGACGCGCUCGCACGCCUGCCGGGUCAUCACCAGCACUUGGCUCUUCUCAGCACUGCUCAUGCUGCCCUACGCCGUCUACAGCACCACACGCGCCGUGCCCGCCCGCGGCGCCCCCCCGCCCGUCAGCCAGUGCACCCACGACUGGCCCAGCGAGCACGUCCGGCAGGCCUGGUACGUCCUGCUGCUCCUCGUCCUCUUCUUCAUCCCGGGCGUGGUGAUGAUCGUGGCUUACGGGCUCAUCUCCCGCGAACUCUACCGAGGCAUCCGCUUCGAGCUGGACAUCAAGGGGGAGGCUGCAGCUCAGCGCAACGGCAGUGGGGAGCCGGUGCUCGCCUGUGACGAGGGGGACGGCUGCUACCUGCAGCUCUCCCGGCCGGGUGGCGCACUGGAGCUGCGGGCGCUGGGCGCGGCGGGUGCACAGCAGGACCGGGCGCGCAUCAACAGCUCAGAGGCGAAGCUGGUGGCCAAGAGGCGCGUGAUCCGCAUGCUGGUGGUCAUCGUGGCCAUGUUCUUCCUCUGCUGGCUACCCAUCUUCACCGCCAACACGUGGCGCGCCUUCGCCCCACGGGCGGCCCAGCGGGCGCUCUCAGGGACGCCCAUCUCCUUCAUCCACCUCCUCUCCUAUACCUCCGCCUGCGCCAAUCCCCUCAUCUACUGCUUCAUGAACCGCCGCUUCCGCAAAGCCUUCCUGGCCACCUGCGCCGGCUGCCGCCGCGCCUGCCCGCACCGCCCGCUCGAGGAGGAGGUGGCCAACGCCAACGCCUCGCUCUCCAAGUUCACCCCCGCCGCGUACUGGACGGGCGACAUCCCGGCACAUGACGUCUGGCAGCAGAGCCGCCAGGACCAGCUGCUGGCCCUGCGCACCGUCACCGGGCUGCUGCGCCGGCACCUGGGCUCCCUGCCCGUCUACCCGGCCGUGGGCAACCACGAGGCCACUCCCGUCAAUGCCUUUCCCCCGCCAUACGUGCGGGGCAACCAGUCCUCCGCCUGGCUGUACGACGCCAUGGCCGAGGCCUGGCAGGACUGGCUGCCUCCCCCAGCGCUGCAGACCCUCCGGUGGGGGCGGCUGUUGGUGCACAUCAUCGGGCACAUCCCCCCGGCCCACUGCCUGCGCAGCUGGAGCUGGAACUACUACCGCAUCGUCAGCAGGUUUGAGGGCACCAUCGCAGCUCAGUUCUUCGGGCACACGCACGUGGACGAGUUUGAGAUGUUCUACGACGAGGAGACGCUGACGCGCCCCGUCUCUGUCGCCUUCGUGGCCCCCAGCGUCACCACCUACAUCAACCUCAACCCUGGCUACCGCGUGUACGAGGUGGAUGGUGCCUACCCCGGCAGCUCCCACGCCGUGCUGGACCACGAGACCUUCAUCCUCAACCUCACCGAGGCCAACGCGCCGGGGGCAGAGCCACGCUGGCAGCGCCUCUACCGCGCCCGCGACGCCUACGGGCUGCCCAGCGCCUUCCCCACCGACUGGGACCAGCUCAUCCGCCGCUUCCAGGACGACGAGCGCCUCUUCCAGCGCUUCUGGUUCCUCUUCCACAAGGGCCACCCGCCCCGCGAGCCCUGCCUGGCCGCCUGCAAGGCGGCACUGCUCUGCGCCCUGCGCACCGGCCGCUCCGCCGACCCCAGCCUCUGCCAGCCCCUGCGCCCGGCGCUGCCCUUCCCACGCAUCCAGGAGCUCUGGCGGCAGCGGCGGCUCUGCUGA